Bombus terrestris (buff-tailed bumblebee) is the source of this 32022-nucleotide messenger RNA. RefSeq names its product zinc finger protein 768. The record is from RefSeq and is a predicted model, not a curated record. Lineage: Eukaryota; Metazoa; Arthropoda; Insecta; Hymenoptera; Apidae. Bases 2787 to 4943 code for a protein of 718 amino acids. The transcript is spliced from 3 exons.
AUACUAUUAUUCUACGAAUCGAAAUUGUCGCCGCUGUCCCUCCCCCACCCUCUCUACCCCGGCCCCAAAAAAAUAAUCGAUCACGGUUGUUUUAUUUAACUACAACCACGUAUCAUUCCCGUGAACGAAAAAUCACACGCAUCGAAUCGUUUGGCCACCUGUGCGUCGUCCACGUUUUGCCAAAACUACGUCAUCGCGAGCGCGCGCUGUAUACGCGCGGUUUCGAAUUUUCCCGCCCUCCCUCCUUCCCUCGCUCAGGCUCACUGCAACACGCUUGCACGAUCUACACCUACACGUACCUCUACAUCCGCGUACACCAUCAUACACGCGUUUUCCAUCUCUGUCCGAACCUCGCGCCAACUCGUUGUCCUCUCCCUCCUGAUCCCGCCGACUCCCCCAUACAAUGUAUACACACGCGUGCACACAGAAACAUCGCGGCGUGUACACACGGUACAAAGACAGAGACUACCGUGCCGGCACCUACUAACGGAUAAGUGCUCUUCCAACACCGAUUAAAACACGCCGCCGGCUAGACACGUGCCCGCUUCUAAACUCGUGUGUGUUCCUAUAGUAAUAGUACUGCGAUAGCUGAGGUCGAGAGAGAACGAACGAGAGUCAGCGCGCUGCCGAACGAUACACGUUUCCCCGGUGUGCGAAAAUCGCGUCGCCGUUGGUCAUCUUCGUGGAGAACAGUGUUCCGAAAACGAAAAAGAAAAGAGAAAAAUACGAACGGUAUUAGAACACGAAAGGGAUGUCACAGUCGGGGAAUCGUGAAGAAAUCUCGGCGAACGGUACGAUCUCUUCCGAAGAGAAAAGAAAAAAAGAUAAAAGGAAGAAUAGAAUGGAGAAACCAGGGGGGAGGGGAAAUUAAAAAAAGAAAAGAAAAAAAAGAAAGAAACGGGAGAACCGUGAAGAAUCUCGGUAUCCGUCGGUGUGAUCGUGUCCGCUUGGACGAUUUGCAAAACCCGAGAAAGGAAAAAGUGUGUGAGAGAAAGAGUGCGAGGAGAGAGGGGGAGGGGGGAAAUCGGGAGGAAGAGCAAGCGAGAGGCGUAGGGAAGUUGGUAGGGAGAUAGAGACGGAAAGAAAGAGACGAAACGUGUGCGAGCGAAAGAGUUAGAGAUCGCGGCAUAAGAGCGAGCGAGGAAGAGAGAGCGUGCUGAUCCGCAAAAUACGGUCUCGUUACACUAUCGUCGGUGUUGGGUCAUCUAAUCGCCUCUGAAAUUAUCGUCUCGCCAGUACAGAGUGACGAAACACGCUCUCUCCGGGAGCAAUCAGUUUUCGAGGGUACUGGUUUCGUGGUGCUUGGACGAUCUCGAGCCGCGCGGCGCAGAGUCCUUCGGAUGCUGAUCGUUCUGAUCGUGGUUUGUUACCGAGAGUCCGUGUUCCGUUUCGUUUUCGUGUGUCACGUUGAUCGUCGCCCCCUUGGUGUAUACACACACAUACAUAUACACACAUGCAUACAUACACCCACACACACACACAUAUAUACAAGCGGACUCGUUGUCUGGUCCGACCGAUCGCUACCGGGCCUGGUCAAGGUGAACAUUGCUGACGGGAGGAGAGAAAUUGCGCGAUGAUCGCGGUGCUCGUGACCGAGAGAGAACGGCCCUCGUGAGAUCUCAGCCAGCGAUGAUCGUACGAGAUUCGCGACCGUGGUGCCCGUGAGACGGUUCCGAACGUCUCAUUCUACUUAAACGUUCUCUCGUGCGUUUUCUUGUGUAUACGCGGUAGAGUCGCAAUGCUUAACGUGAUCGAAUGCCGGUCGACGUCGAUAUGUUUGGUCGUGCGGGUGUUUGGAUCGGUUCGUUUGCAUCGACUGCGCGAUACGUGAACGAAAUCAGUGAUCAGUUGUUCAUCGAACGCCAUCGGUCGAUCGUGUGCCAGCGAACAACGUUCGUGGAAAUGGACGAUCCUCGUAGUACGUUGAGAAAGAGAGUUCUGUUUCAUCGCGGUUGUUCGAGUGUUCUUGUCGCUGUUCGAUUGAACGACGCCGACGACGAGGAAGCGCGCUCCACGUCGUUUGAAUAUCGUGUUGCGCUUACGCUACCUCGGGUCUCGUGUUCGCGUUAAAUGUCCAACCGGGAGUUUCUAGCUUGUAUUUCGUAGCGAUGAACGUUUCGAAGCGAGGCAUUGUACUCGGUGAUCUCGUGGAUCGUUUCGUCUUUGGGAUAUACGUGCAAAGUUUCGUACCGUCUAAAAUCUGACUUUCGCGCGAAGAUACUUGUUCCAGCGAGUAUUAAUCGUCUACUUAACUCCGCCGGUGUCGAUCGUUGGACGUUUAAUGUUUUCGAGGAGACGAGGAUAGUGCGUGGUGCAUCUGACUGCAAGGAGUCUCGAAACAACCUUCUCGAAACAACCUUCUCGAUAAAACCUUCUCGUGACCGGUAAUUCUCUUCGUUCGCUCCCUCCAUUCGAUCUAUGAAGCGUCGAAUUGUAAUCUAGUUUCGCGAAAAAAAAAAUACAACGAAGAGGCAGAGAAAAAAAAUAUGAACGAAGAGAGAGAGAGAGAAAGAAAAGGUGGGAGAAAGAGAGAGAGAGAGAGAGAAAGCUAUCGAGCGUGGCAUGAGCGAACGUUAUCUCUGCUGUAGGUUUAUCGCGAUAUUCCUCUUUGGCGUCGUCAUCGAAACAGGAUCAUUUUCGCCGGUUGACAUGACGAGGAUAUCGCCAUCGGUUGGUGAUCCCGGAUCGUUAUUGGACAGUAUAAAGUCAAUCGCGGCGAAUAACACGAUUGGUUCUCGUUUAGCUCCGCUAACCCGGCUCCCCGACUUGGACCAGCAGGACUACACAUGAUCGGUCUGUGGAACUUUGCUUAUUUCAGAGAUACUGGCGCGCCCUACGUAUUAUACAAGGACAACAUGGAGAGACCCCAGGGGCAAUGGGGCCCCGGGCCGGGAUCUCUCCAGGACGGGGGACUGUACCCGCAGCAACAGCAACAACAGCAACAGCAGGGCUCCUCCUCGUCCGGCAGUCCACAGCAGGCCUGUGGUCCUCCUGUCGAGGGAGAAAGCGGUCCCCCGCCUUCGUUGGCCUCUCCCGUGCCCUCACCGUACCCCUCGGCACCGCCUGAGCCUCAAGCCUUAACCCCACCUGACGACGAUAUACAAUCGAAUCAAGCCACCUCUCAGCAGCAACAACAACAGCAGCAGCAGCAACAACAACAACAACAACAACAGACGCAACAGCAAGUUCAGCAGCAGCAGCAGCAGCAACAACAGCAAGUUCAGCAGCAACAGCAGCAACAACAACAACAGCAGACGCAACAGCAGGAUCACUCGCCUCAACAGCAACUAACGCCUCACGAGGUGGAUCGCAGCGAUUGCUUCCCCGGCGCUGGAGAGUUGCAGCAAUAUCCACAGCAUUAUUUCAAAGAUGCCAGGCCGCAUCCCUCGCCGUCGGUACCCCCGCACAUGCUGACCCCCGGUGGCUUCUCCGCGUUACACUAUCUCAAGCAACCAGGCGUCAUGCUGACGUCCCUCGGCCAAGGUGACGGCGGACCCAGUUUGGAUGCUCACCAAUACGCAAGUCCCGGGGCGCCGAACAUGGCGACUGGGUUGCCGGAUAUCGUGCAACAGAGCGGCAAGUCCGGGAAAGGGGCGAACAGCGAUCUACGUUUGUUCAAGUGUCUGACGUGCGGGAAAGAUUUUAAGCAGAAGUCGACGCUGCUUCAACACGAGCGGAUCCAUACGGACAGUCGGCCAUACGGGUGUCCAGAAUGCGGGAAGCGGUUCAGGCAACAAUCGCAUCUAACGCAGCACCUGCGCAUACACGCGAACGAGAAGCCGUAUGCUUGCGUGUACUGCGAGCGUACGUUCCGGCAGCGUGCGAUCCUCAACCAGCAUCUGCGCAUCCACUCGGGUGAGAAGCCAUACCAAUGUCCGGAGUGCGGAAAACACUUCCGUCAGAAGGCGAUCCUGAAUCAGCACGUCCGCACACACCAAGACGUGAGUCCGCAUCUGAUCUUCAAGAAUGGAAUGACGCCAACACUCUGGCCGCAGGAUGUUCCAUUUCCACCGGAGGAGGGCAAGGAGGAGGUGGCAUCGACGUUCGGCGACACGGACACACAGUCGGGCGCGUUCAGUCCGGCGCCGGACGCGAAUUCCAUCCAGUAUCCCGCUUACUUCAAGGACCCGAAGGGCGGGAAUCACGCGGUUUUCGGUGCCGGCGGCGCAGGUAGCUUCGGUGCUCUGCAGUAUAUCAAGCAACAGGGCGGUAGUAAGAGCUGUUUACCGGACGUGAUACAGCACGGUCGCUCCGCGGGGAUGCCGUUGUACGUGCGAUGUCCGAUCUGUCAGAAGGAAUUCAAGCAAAAAUCGACGCUGCUGCAGCACGGCUGCAUACACAUCGAAUCGCGACCGUAUCCUUGCCCGGAGUGCGGCAAAAGGUUCAGGCAACAAUCGCACUUGACCCAACACCUUCGCAUUCACACGAACGAAAAGCCGUACGGCUGCGUUUAUUGCGGCCGCAACUUCCGUCAACGUACCAUCUUGAAUCAACAUUUGCGCAUUCAUACCGGCGAGAAGCCGUACAAGUGUCAACAGUGCGGCAAAGAUUUCCGUCAGAAGGCGAUACUGGAUCAGCACACGCGCACCCAUCAGGGUGACCGGCCGUUUUGCUGUCCGAUGCCAAACUGCAGGCGGCGUUUCGCCACCGAGCCAGAGGUGAAGAAGCACAUAGACAACCAUAUGAAUCCGCACGCGGCCAAGGUGCGUAGGAACUCGAGCAGCGACUCGAAACCACCCGGUACACCGGCUGGUUUAGGCCCUGUCCCUGUACCUAGAGGUCUUACGCCGACGGUGGUGAAGCCGGAGCUCUAUUUCCCGCAAUGUUACGCGCCCGCGUUCAAUCAUCAACCGCCAGUGUCGACGGCACAGUUCCCGGCCCAGGCGAACGGGGUAUCCGUUGCCGGCGAAUUCAAACCACCGACCGGUCUGCCGCCGCAGUGACUAACCGUCCAUCCUGCCGCCUACUAGCAAGCAGGAAUACCGCUGAGAUUUCAGCGAUGCUUCGGUCACGCGUUACAAACCGACGCCGUCGCCGCCGCCGCCGCCGCUUCAACGACGUCGAGUGCCGCGUCGCACCGAUGCAGCCAGCCGAUCCAGCAACACUACCCGUGACAUUUAUCGUGCAUUUACUAGGCUCUUUCUUUUCGUUUCGCAGUUCGCUUACUUUCCUCGUUCCAUUGCUUCGCACAGCCUCGGAACGCGUCGCCAGCUAGUCCUCAGCUCGACGGUGAUCGACACCGCGACUCGUUCUUAGCUCUUCGAUCUAUCGUCUCUCUUCGUUUUUGUAGUUCGAUUUCGAGUCGAGAAACGGACUGUCCGCGUGUGUGUAUACGUGUGCGCGUACGUUUCGGUACAACACGUUCGCGUACGUCGAUCGUUGAACGCGUUUACUCUUAUUACCAAUAGACUGUACCCUCGUCCGACUAGUGUGGUCCGUUUCUACUUGUGCGGUCUCAACCUGCUAUCCUUCGUUACGCGAACCAAUCGUAAGUAAUCGCGAAGCUCGCCAGCAACCACAACCUCACAAUGGCAACUUGUUCUUCUUUUCGAUCACUGAUCAUCGUUACCUGACGAAUAUACCGCGAUUCACCGGAAGCAACCGACCGAGACCGUGCAUCUAUCGCUGAUGUUCUACGCGAUUGCGUUCUAAACGCAAGAUGGAAAUAAGAGUAAGGGACUGUGUUAACUGACACGAACCGAGUCACGAACAAACGAGCUACGCGAUUAUAGAAAGGGGUUCGCGGAGAUACGGAGGUUUGGAUCGUGCAGGAAGGCAAGAGUCGUUGUGUCGUUCAUCGUCGAGCUGAUCACUGGCGCCAGAAAAAUGGUGACUCAACCAACGAAGAAUCUCGUCUAUUCCCCCCCCCCCCAUACGUAUUUUUUAUAUAUUAAUGAAUUAACGACGUACCUUCUCGCGUUUUUUUCGUCGAUAAGCGAAUAGCUCGAGAGAGUUCGGUGGUUCCGCGCGCAGGCAGGCAGGCCGUCCGAGGUGUUGUUCGUCACACCGCUCACACACACACACACAAAAAACACGCAUACACAGACACAGAGACAGACAGACACACAAGCAACAAGUAUACGUAAAGCGAAACUCGUAAUCGAGACGUGUUUCGGCUAACACACACGGGUUUGAGGAUGUUCGAUUCGACGACCAGAUUAGAAGCAAACAAAACAAAAAAAAUUGAUAACGAUUGUGAUACGAUAUCUAACUUGCCUAUGUUUAAAUGAAACAAAAAGAACAAAAAGAAAGAGAAAAGGGAAAGGGAGAAGAAGGAAAAGAAAGAGAUAUAGGUGAUGGGAGGAAGAUACGUUGCCUCGAGAGGGAGGUUAAUACACGACCACGAGAAGAAUGCCUGUAAAUAUGUAAAGCCGUUCACUCCGACGAACAAACAAAACCGAGUGGAGGAAGAGCAAAAAAAAAAAAAUGUUGAAAUGGCGUGAAAAAGAGCGAGCAAGAGAGUGCAUGCUUGGCUGCGCGGACGCUGCGUGGAUCCGUGUGUGAAUGAGAAGAAAGGAGAGAGAAAGUGUUGCGAAUGCGUGAGCAAAAUCGAGGGUAGAACGAAGAGAGACGGAGAGUGUACGUGUGGGUAGAAUCGCUAAAGGAUGAGAGAAAUAGGAGGGAGAGAAAAAAGGCGAAACGAAGCAGGAAGGAGAAGAUGUGGAGAAAGGGAAAGAGCAGGAAGGUGAGAGGGCCAAAAAAGAAAAAAAAGGAAAGAAGGGGAUAGACGUAUGGAUGAAAGGGAAGGGUGAGUGAAAAUGUGAAAUGGGAAGAAGAGAGAUUAGGUAGGAUUUACGAGGACGGCGUAUCCCCCCAGAGUGCUGAGCCAUAGCUUUUCGGGGUACGACAAGUUGACGAUGACGAUAGUUGCGCGAGGGGAGGGUACGACUCUUGUAUACUAUAGUAAUAUUUGAAUGUAUAUUUAUACGACAGGUUAUAUUAUUCUAUUAACUAUAAUGAUGAUAUUUUGAAUCGGUUUUAAAAUCAGAUUGGUGCUGAACGUAACACUAGGUAAGCGACACAAAGCAAAAGAAGAAAAAAAAACGCGAAAGAGGAGGGAACGUGGAAGAAGGCUGAGACACCGUAGAAGUAGCGUAAGUAGGGUAGUCGAUAGAGUAGAGCACAAGAGAGAGAGAGAGAGAGAGAGAGAGAGAGAAAGAGGAGUAAUGCCGUGGGGGGGAAAAAGAGGAGGAAUAAAAAAGACUUUCGUAGGACCCUCGUGAAGUCCGCUCAUCCGGAACUUAAUAAUAAUAAUAUUAAUAAUAACACUAAUAAUAAUUACUAGUAAUAAUAAUAAUUAUAAUUAUAAUAAUAACGCAAUUAUCAUCACAUCAGCCGGUGAACAGAAGGUAACGAACGGAAAAUAAUAAGAACGGACGUAAAACAGGAAGAAUGUUUCGUGGCAAUACUUAAGAGGAAAACGAUACGAAAUGGGGAGAUAAAUACAUACACGAACACAAAAGGAACACACACAAAAUAUUGAGGAAAUUUCAACGUACUAGAGAAUAGUCUUUUAAAUUUCUAUAUUAAGACGUGUGAUCUCUCUAAUUAUUGUACAUUAUAUAUAUAUUAUAUAUAUAUUAUAUAUAUAUAUUAUAAUGAUCUAUACCUAUAGAUGACGAGAUGCAUAAGUAUAUGAUUACGAUUAUACGUAUAUUAGGCGUUCUACAGUUAGUCUUUUAUCAUUUAGACACAGAGAUGAUCUGAAGAUGAAUAAUUGUGCGGCCAUAUUCUCUGUGGCCUGUUUGUAGUGCCUCGGAAUUGCUGCUCGCGGCAGUGAUUUGACCGUAUUUUAGGAUGGUAUAUUAAUAAUUAUAUUGAGAACUGCAAUUAUCGAUACUCUGAUACAGUACUAAAGGUGGAAGGAGCAAGGAUAAAGAAAGAUGAGUGGAACCGAAAGGAAAGAGGAGGAAGGGAAAAGAAAAGAGGAGAGAAAAAGGAAAAGGGUGAAAGACGAGAGUUUAAAGGAAAAGAAAAGAAAAGAAAAGAAAGAAGCGAAUGAAUGAAGUGAUCGUGUCGUCAGGCGUCACGUUAAUCGACUCAUUAAAUUAUUAAAGAUCUACUUAUAUCGCGUUUACAAAAAUAGGUUAGCGAGAAAAGGAAAAAACAAAAAGAAAAAAGACGUGCGGGAGCGCUAGAAAUCGGGAGUUAGAAAUCGACGACGCUGUGAUCGUUCGCUGAUAAUCACUUUUAAUCGUUCUUUUUCUUUAUUAUUUUUUUCUAAUAAUAUUAUUAUUAUCCUCGUUGCUCUCUAUUAACUUCUUCCUUAGUUGUUGCGUGCGCGUUAAAAAAGAAAACGAACAAUAACAUAAGGAAAAAGACCAAAACGAAGGAGUAGGUUCUUCAGAAAACAUGAGGAAUUCUCUGUGAUUCACGAGUAUUAUGAUUGUUACGACAUACUAAAAUUUCACGGGACAGUCGAUCGUGUCGACAUCCCGAUCCUUUUUAGAUUCGCUCGUCCCUCUUCCCUUGUGCGAUUUUAGCGAGUCUGAUCUCACGACGUUCCUCAUUUCGCGAUUCAAAUCGCCGAGUUCUCGGGGUGCUUAAAUUCGAUAGAAAAUCGCGUCGUUUGCCGACAUCCUUAUGCCUUCCUGAAAAUCUUAUUAAACUUUCUACAGAUCGUUUCAAAGUUCCGAAAUAUCUUUCGACUGCAACUGAUCGACAUCAUUUAAGAUUUAAACGGAAACAACUAAUAAUUGUGAAAACUUUCGAGCGUCAACUGCAAAUCUUGUUUCUCUCUUCUCUUUUUUUCUUUUUUUUUUUUUUAUUCAUCGGUCAUUUAUAUUUUCUUUUUUUUCGGUUAAAUUUUCGCUCGUCGAAAAAUACGUGCCGCGCGUGAAAACAAUAAUUCAAUCUUUCCGUUUCGCGACAGAACGACAGGGCGAUUUCACGUGGACGAGCGAAAUAUUAUUCGCCAGUGAAAUAAUAAUUGGUUUAUUAGGUGUUUGUCGAUCGACGAAUAAAAUGUGACCACACUCCAUCGAAAGAAAAUCGCUCAUUGAAUACGGUCAUUAAACAAUCGUGUCGAACAUCUUAAUUGACGUCGUUCCAAUUUCUCUUUAGGUUUCCGUUUCGUAUAACUCCGAAAUUUGAUUUUUUUUUUUUGCUUAUUAUGUCGUUUCUUACACGAAACACGAAUCACGGUUCUGCACGCGACGCGAUUGGAUUAUUAGGUUUCACGUAAAAACUCGAUCGAAUUCUUCAAACGGGAAUCUUUUUUCGACCAUAUUUUUAACGCAUCUUAGGCGUUUUUUUUUCUCUAUUUCGUCGAGAACGCGAUAAUAAAAAACUAAAAAAUUGUUCGUACGAAUAGGAUUAAGAUCCUUUGAGGCGUGGCUGACCGUUUAAUUUUUUUUUUCUUUUUGUUUUUCGCAGAGCAAAAGAAUAUAUCGUCAGGCAAGGAAAGAUUAUUUUCGAAUAGAAAAAGAUACUCGUUUUAGUAUGUUUGUCGAAACAGAGUCGGAGGUAGAGAAUAGGAAGAGACGAGAAAAGGAAAAAGAGAAAGACGACUAAUUAUUGUAAAAAAAAAGUGUAGAUACGAACGAAUAUUUUCUUUUUUUGUUUUUUUUUAUCAUCUGUUCUAACUCGUCGUAUUCAACAUAACGAUAUAUCAUCUCGUAUCUUAUUAUUAUCGCUGUUAAUUAAUUAUUAUUAAGUUUCUAUCGCGAGAGAUUUUUGCAUACGGUGCAGUGGUUGGUAUCGUUCUUUCCUUUCUUUUUCUAAAUAGAGAUUUUCCUUUUCUUUUUUGCUGUCACCCUUCCACACUUUUUGCCGUACUUUUCCCCGUUUUUUUCUUUUUUUUCGCGACGCCCGUCGACUGUACGGAACGUUCUUUGAUCCUCAAUGUCCGACAUUGUUAAGACGUUUCCUUACGUCCUCUUUUUGUAAUACUUCUUUCUUUUUUAUACGGAUUAUUCUUUAUCGAAAUAAUUCCGACUACUAGUGCUUAUGCUUAUUAUUCUCUAAUCUCGCAGUCACAAAAUCGGCCGUGUGAUAUAUACAUAUAUGUAUUUAUAGCGUGUCGCAGGGACGAAAGAAAUCCGAUUGAUUUUUAACUCUGUUUAAUCCUUUUAUAUAUAUAUUAUAUAUAUAAAAUAUUUUAUACCUUUUCGCGAAUGUACUUUUUUGCAAAAAAAGAAAACGAAGCGCGAUAGCCAGCUGAUCUGGCCCGAGACGACAGGGACGCGUUAUAUUUUUACUUUUAAGUUCCGUGUAUACGUGCCGGUCGCAGAACUCGUUGCGAACUGCUGCGAAACUGGUUCGGGUGGUUGGACGACGUCAGAACCUUGUGUGGUGCCAUUUCGAUCGACGAAACACUCCGACGAGCGUCGUCAGAGCGCGGAUGAAGUAAAGAAACGACGAAAAACAAAAAAGCACAGAAAAAGAAAAAAAAAAGAGAAGAAGACGUAGAAGAAGAACGAAAAAACGUAAAAGCAAGAGGAAAAGAAAGAGGAUGGAGGGGAAGUACUGUGAUAUCGAUUCACUAUAGCGAGAUAAAGAGACAAAAUACAAAAAAGAAGAGAAUGGAAGACGGGAGCGCGGAGAACAAUCAUGAAAGCGUGUAUAUGCACACGAUCGGAUGAUCCACGAGAUGGUAUCGUCGUGCACGAUAAGCGUCGACGUAUACGAUGUUACGAUAAUGUUUAUUUAUAAGCGACUUUUCUAUUCUAAUGUGUACAGUAUGCACGACGAGUAAUCGGGUUCGUGGAUUAUCUGGUCUUUUCUCGCGUGUGUAAGUAUACUACGCGUAGAAUGGCCGACAGUCGACCGGCUUUUUACCGAAUCGAACCAGAGGAAUCGUGAAACGUUCUUGCUUGCCUCUAUCGCUGGCAAAUAUCGCGGAUAGGGAACGGAUAGAAGAGAAAGAAAACGACGCGCGUCGUCCCGACGUCGAUCGAAUAACUAUUUCGCGAUAGCCGACGUCGUCCGGCCGCUCUUUUGCACCGACCAACUUUGUUAAAUAACUGUUACUGCUGCCUACCGCUACGAUGCAUUUAUUAUUUGUCAUUUUAUUUUUUGUCUUUUAUAUUUAUCACUUGUUGCACGUUUCAUCGAGAGAGGAGAGAGUGUGAGAGAAGAGUAAAUAUAUACGGACGCGAAGAAUGCGAAAGAGAGCGAGGAUGAACAAACAUGGAGAGAAAGAAGAAUCGAAUCGCGGAUACGGGUCGCAACGUUUUCUUCGCGACAGAGAACGCAAACGUUUCACGUCUGUAUACACUAAAUGGGAAGAACAAGGCGAUCUGUGUUUCUCCAAUUUUGUUUUAUCUCCUUUUUUUUAUUACUAUUACUAUUGUAAUUUUGUAAUUUGUUCUUACUACGUAUUUUUUUUUCUUUUUUCGUUCUCGUCUCUUUGAAAUCUAAUCUCGGUUGUGUGCUUUCAAGACGUAGAGCCGAAGAGAGGCCGCGUUGGGCCGCGUCAUCCCGUGUCGUCCACUGAAUGCUCAACAUAGAUUAGGUUAUAAGCUUUAUAUAUUAUUACCUAUAUAACGAUUAAUGUAAAUUAUUGUUUUUUCUCUCCCUUUAUAAGACUCAGGGCUCACGGCCCCGCAGACGGGGCCAAGCCUCGCGACAGGAUGACGCGACCUGGAACACCUCUCUUUCCUCUUUUAAUUCCUCUCUAGUUUUUACGCAGAUAACUCGUAUACUUCUGUUCGCGUUCGUUUUGUUUUUCACUUUUCUUUUUUUUAUAUAUAUAUAUAUAUAUCUAAAGAGAGAACGAGACACACCUUUACACAAAAUCUCGGCUUUAUACGUACUAUUAAUUUAUAACCGGCGUACCAGCGAUUAAAUUUUUUUUUUUUUUUUUUUUUCGUUGCACAAAGACUAUCACCAAUGCCACCACGACCACCACACACCCACUUCGACACACGAGAUCUCGCUUUCAAAAUUUAGCUUUAAAAUUUUCGAUGCGGACGCUGAUGCAGGUGCAAUACAUUACGGAUGUGCAUAUGUACACUUAGGAUCGUGCCGCGGUGCGUUGAAAACUAUGCGAGUUUUGCUUGAAAAAUAGUCGCUCACAUUCUAGCGAAAGAAAACAAAGAAGAAAAAAGAAAGAAACGAAAGAAAGAAGAGGAAAAACCGAAUGGGAAAAAAACAUGAAAGAAAAUGUCGGGAAAAAAAUUGGUCGCGAAAUCGCAAGCGGAAGACGCGUUACGCGUUACCCGUUUUUCCGCGUCGAUGUCCUUUUGUCUCGAAUGUUUCCGUGUAAUUGAAAGCUGGUUCGCGUUAACGUUACUUGUUCACGCGUAAUUCUCCACGUUUCGUAAGCUCGUUUGAACACGCGUGCUACUCCGUUUCGACGUGUCGUAACGCGGAAAGGAACGACAGACGCACGGCGAGACGAAAGAAAUUCGUUUCUCUUUGUUCCCUCGUUUGAGCCUUUUUAUUAUUAUUAUUAUUAUUACUAUUAAUAUUAUUAUUAUUAUUAUUAUUAUUAUUAUUAUUAUUAUUACUAUUAUUAUUAUUAUUAUUAUUCCUAUUACGGAAGUUCGUUUCAACGCACGUUUUUUUUCCAUUUUGCUUCCAUCGUUCACAGGACAGUGAUCAAUUUUCUCGCGUGUACUUAGUGUUUCAACGCACGCGUAGCUCGCGUCUUAUUUAUAUAUAAAUAUAUAUAUAGAUUUUUAUAUGUAUACACGAACUCGCACGAUCGUAAAUGUAAAGAGUUUUAAAAACGUUAAAAAAAGAAAAAAAAAAGGAAAAAAAAAAGGAUUACGGAGGAAGAAUCAAAUCACCGAAGUGUGCGCUUGGCGCCGGUGAUGCAUAUAUAUAUAAAUAUAUAUAUAUUAUACCGUUUUAUUUACGAUUUUAUAAUAUUUACACGAGAGCAGCGAACCACUGAGCCAAGACUGACCUCUUUGUGUUUCUCCUUAAUUCGUGCGCAAAAUGUUUCAUUUUAUUCGACAUGUGUUUUUAUCAAUUUUUUUUUUCUUUUUUUUUCUUCAAGACGACUACUUUAGCUCGAAAUUCUUGUGUUGUUGCAUUUUCUACCGUGUUGUAUUUUCUCUGUUCGAUCUCUCUGCGGUCACGGAUGGAAGAUUCGACGCUCGAUCAAACCGCCCACUUUGUUUUGUAUGAACGCACUGUGACGAGAGAGCGACGCACAGAGGAACAGAGAAAUAGAGAAAAAAAAUAAUGGAGCAACUUUCCUUAUAUUAAAAAAAAAAAAGGAAAAAGACGAAAAAAAAUGCAAAAAAACAUACGAAAAACAAAAAACUCCUCGCAAGAUCACAAUAAAUUUUUGAAUAAAAUCUAUUUUUUCUUAUGUACUCUCUUCAUUACGCUCUUCUUUUUCUCUGCUUUACAUUUUAUUUUACGUUUCUUUUCAUUUUCAAGCAUCUUGCAGCGCUUCUAUGCAACAUGGGCCACGUGAACGACAUCGCAAAUUUCAUUUUCCAUCCCUGCCGACUAUGAUUUCUUUGUGUUUUCCUCUCCCCUUCGGUCGAGUCUAGGUCUAGUUCUCGUUGCUGUUCGGAUCACAUGCAAAGUUAUGCCGAGAAGCCAGGUUCCUAAUAAUAAUUUAAGGAGUGGGAAGAGCAAAAGAAUUCCAUUCCACUUAUUAUAUAUACCCGUAUAAAAAUAUAGUCGGUCACAAAAGUCUAGAUACAUCCCUUAGAUCUAAAAUAUCAGAACAAAGACGUUAGCCGUAGCAAAACUUCUCGUCGAAUUUUGUAUUCGUUCAGCUUGGACAGAUAUUUUAAAAAAAUAAUCCAAAUUAUUACGCUUGUUAAAAGGAAAAAGUGUACGUAUACCAGAUAUAAUUUCGCAAAAUGAUCAAAAAAGUAGCCUUAAUUAUGUUAAUACAUAUCUUGUACGUUCCCCGUGGGUAUCAAUAAUCGCUUCCAAUCUUCUUGGCAUUGAUCGAAUUAAACGUUGUGCAAUUUCUCGUGCAAUUUCUUGUUUCAAGAAUUUUGUAUAAUAAUUUCUUCUGGUAAUACGUUAAUAGCGAGCAAAUUCGAAGUAACUCUGUAUCGAUACGUAAACGUGGACGUGUUUUAAUUUCCUUCCAUCACUCGAAUACACGAAUUUCGUUGAACGUACGUAGACUUUUGUGAUUGAGUGUAUAUUUUGUGACUGACGAGUGUCUCGGUGGCGCGGGCCCGAUUCACCUCGAACUCCGUCAGCUUCCAAAGAUACCGAUCAGAAUUCCUGUUCAGAUUCGAUACUCUCUCGCUCUUUGUAUCUCCUUCUUCAUACUCUUUCUCUGUCCCCAGUCUGUCGGUUCCAUUCCCUCGCCGCUCUAAUCCUCUACCAGGCCCGAUGAUGCAUCGUACGCCAUUCGACUCGUAAUUAAUCGAACGCCCGACCGAGCGUUCAAGAGCGUGAAUCAGGCUUCGCCAUAUAGUUAUAUACAUCGAGUAUUCUCUGCUCUGUAUUUUCAUCGUUUUCUCAAUUGUUACUGAUAUUCCCUCUUACUUUUCUUCUUUUCUUUCCUUUUUUUUUUUUUUUGUUCUACGCGAUAAAACUUAGGAAAUAGAACCUAGAGGCGUUGACAGAGAAGGAGAGACAAGCCCUUCUUGAUGAUUUUCAGAGUCGCUUACAGCUCACCGGUUCUUGGCUAGAGCUUUUGUCUCUCGCGAGACGAAUACAAGGAAAGGAACAAUCAGUUGCGAAUAUAAUGAAAGAGAUCUCAAUAGACGGUGUCGAACCACUCGCGUUACUUUCUUUGUUUUCACAGCCUGUGUUUCUUUCGGUUUGCACCGUUGUUUUUCCUUUCUUUAGUACCCAGACACACCAACUCGUUGUAAUCUCUGUACCUUAGUUUUUCGAUUUUAUUAAGUUUAUUCCAUAGAGAUUCGCUACGACGAUGAACAAAGAGGAACGCAAAUACGAUCCAGGGGAAAAUAAGGGACCCAUCGACGCGCCGAAAUUAAUUUCGUCGUUAACUAAUCCUCUAACAACCUAUACUAAUUGUAAAAAAAUUAUAAAACGACCAAGAUUUACUGUUCUCGUCUAUCAGCUGACUUAUUAUUAUACCGUCGCUAUUGCACUCGCAAUAAUCGGCUGUUUUUAAUCGCAUUUACUUGUCUUUUAUCACUGGCUUUCUCUUCGAUUUUCGAGGCAAUCCAUUACUAUCGCUGUUAUUGUUAUUACUAGUGCGCGAAUCGGCGUCGAAUAUCAAUUCACCGGUGGAAUAAAUUCGGCCCGUCGUAAAUCCCGGGUGGAACGAGCGGCUCGGAAACACAGUUCCAUCGCGGUGCAACCAGUUUUGCACGGCCACGUCAGAACGGCCACUUGUCAGAACGCGGGGUUCGCGGUCUUGAUUUGGAUUAUUUGCGCGGCGCGCGCACGCACACACGUUGCAAGCGACUAAGGCUAAUACGGUCUGCCGUGUGUAAGUACACGUGGACGCGAAAGAAGACGCUAAACUCCAUUACGCGGAAUUGUACAUUAAAAUCUCUUGGCCAUGCGGGCGCAGAAGCCAUUUGCUUUCAUCGAGACCGAGUGGGCCGCAGCGGUUCUCCGGUCGGAACGCGGAAAAACGACACGGGCAAACGUUAACAUCUCGUUCCCAUCGUGGAAAGUUCGCCGGGUUCGCUGCAAGUGUAUUGGAAAAACGAAAUCGAAGGUGGAUAACGUUUGAUGCGGUUUCAGAGCUUCGAGUAUACUCGCUCCGAGAGUAGAAGAUACGAAGUCGGUUUAGAGAGGUCGGAUUUUCUUUGAGAAAAUUAAUUGCGCAUGUGGGAUGCCACUUGAAUUUGUUCAAAGUUGGAUAAUUUCAUUCGUUCGGAGUAUAACACGAGAUCUUUGGUGUACUUUUGAAUCGAUAAAAUGAGAAUCGUUAAUAUGGAAGUUUCUACUUUUUCAGUGAAAAAGUUGCCUUCCCUUUUUGGUUUUUGGCUAAAUUACACGAAGAUGACGAACAGUGAUACAACAAAUAAUUAUACUCUGAACUUGAUACGUCGUUUCUGGAUUAAUUUACGACAAUUACGCCACAUGCGGAUUAUCCUACGUUCCAUUAUAAAUUCCUAUACGCUGAUAAUAUUGAGACGAAAUCUAUCGUGUAUCUGUCGUAUUGUUGAACUGGCGAGUAGCCAGACUGAUCAUACCGAUCGAAUAUCGACCAUAACUGAAGUACGAUUAAUUCGCCUACUCGGAGACCAAGUUUCAUACAGAGAGGCCUCGUUUCUCGUUUCCAACUCAUUCUUUCAACCUCUCUAUUCCAUGAAACCAUCUAUUCCCCUGAAAAGGUCCGUUUGAAAUUCCUGAGAGGGCAGGCUGAAUUAAAAUUCGUACAGAAAACGGUUCGAAAAGAGGGGAACAAACUCCGCCGACGAAAUUCGAUCGAUGACCAUCGAAUGACUGGAAAGAAACACGGCUACGAGCCGGCCCAACAAAGCGAAGUCGGAAUACAGUGCCGAUCGAUCGAAAAGUUCGAGCGAUUCACAAACGCGCGCUCACGAGGCCGGGCAUAACGAGUUUGAGAAACUCUGCCGUCUGCGAGGAGGUGCGCGACUGCACUUGACUUUCCAACUUCACGACCGGCGCACGGCUACAAAAGCGAGUCUUUCCCGUCUGCGCCAAGUCUGCGCGAUUCUGUUACGCCGCGAGAAACGGACGAAAAUCGAAAUGGCCCAGUGGUACCGUGGAAUGGCAUGGAAUACCUGGUCGCGAAACAUGCAGCGAAAAAUUCCCAAGGAUUAAGAAACCCACGGGGACCGAAUCUUCCUCUUGAAAUAUGAAAGAAAGAGAGAGAGAGAAAGGCCGUCUUUGUAUCUUGCAAAUCGAACGUUGUUUCUCUUUUUGCAUCGUCUGUGUUUCAGGAGCGAUUCUAUCCUGGCGAACACCUGUUACGAAGAAAUUGCGGUGGAUUUGUCGGUCAGCAGGAGCGUUCUCUUUCGUAAAGGGGCAAAAAGAGGUACGGCUACUUGAUCGGAGAAAGGGAAUGGUUAAAUCGUAAGUUACGAUACUGCGGAUGGUUUAAAUCGUUUCGGUCGUUGCAUCUCGCUGCCAACGAUUUACUGGUAGUGGUAAUUAAAGAUUUAUAAAAGAAAGAACGAGAGUAAAGGAAGAUAGAAAGGAGGAAAAGGCGAAGAAACGCGCAGAGUUUAAGGGUGACGAGAUAUGAUUUAAAGACGAUCGAUUGGUGACACCGUAGAUCGACCUCCGACACACAAGACUAUGGGUAUAAAAUCAGCGAACGAUAAGAGAGCGAUUCGAGGCGGGCUGCUAGUCGGCCAGAGCGAUGCGUUAAUGUUGUUAUUGCCAAAAAUGACGAGGAACGAGUUUACGCGGCUCACCGAUCGCCGUACCAUCUUAACCAGCCGUACACCGAAUCCGGUUAGACCGGUUCGGCGAGACGUUAGAUUUUCGCGUGAUCGCACUUUCGGUUUCUGAAUAUUGUGUCCUUGAAUGGAGUCCUGCUCGUCGGGGCCCCGGUGUGGCCGGCAAGGUGAUGCAAGAAUGAGUGCAGCGAAAUUCAUGAGAAGAAAAAAAUCGAGCGGAAAAAAGGAGGAGAAAACGAGGGAAAAAGAAGAAGCGAAGAAAUGAAAAAAAAAGAGAGAAGACGAGAAAAGAAAGAAACGAAAGAAAUGUCGAAGGAAGAGAGGAAAGAGAAGUAGCACCGCAUAUCGGACCGGUAAUUACGGACCUUUACCGAUGUUUCGAUCGGAUUUCAUUGCUGGCCUGUCCCCCUUCGACGAUUACAUCGUGCCACACGGCUUCGUUUCGCCGAUCCAAAUUUCGAUACCGAGGAUUAUGCCGCGAUCGAUACGAUUUUAAUUAAACGGUCGAUAUUUAUCGCGUUAAUCGACCGACCCGAACAUAGAUCACUCGGUCGAUGGUUUAUAACGAUCCUUCAACACGUAGAAUUUAAUUAGCAGACGGAUAACGAAUUUUCGACGGGAAAAUCAUGGUCACGCGUUCGGUCACUUCUUUCUCAAUCGGUGAACGCCGGUCUUUCUGUUCUCUCUAAUCGAUGUAUGAUUUAUUCGUGUCGUAUCGGGGAACCGGUUCCACCGAACAAACUGCUCGCUUCGAAAAAGAAAUCUAUUUACCGUGAUACAUCGUCAACGUUGAUAAAAAUGCCCUUUAAUUCUGCUAUCAGUGCUCGAAUUUCUUAAGCAGAAAGAAAGAGCAUGAAAUAACUUUUCCCUUUGUUCAUAGAUCGAUUAUACAUAGAUUAUGGAUCUAAUCCGUGAGAAUACCGAGUCACGGUCGUUGCAAAAACUCCACUUCUACUGGUUGUCUAGUUCUACUUGUGACAGACAUUCGUUCGGACUUGAAAACUUCGGCUCCGAAUCUUCCGGCUGAAAAUUAUUAAUACAAAUAGCAUAUGUACCAGAUGCCUAAACAACUACUAAAGAGAUCACAAGGUUAGGGUUUUAAAUCCUUACACUCGCGUUUCGAUUAUCCUCGAGAGAAAUAAAAAGUCACGAACGAUCGAAAGAGAGGAGCUCGGUCGCAGCCGUGGUCUCACGCGGAUCGAGCGUAUCACAGCCGAAUUAAUCCAUAGGUUUCGAAAUAGACGCGCAACGAGGCUGGCCAGGACUUGGUGCAAAACGUACGGCGAAGGAUGGGAACGGGCGAGAGGCAUUGGUAUACGGCGCGAAGAAUGAUGGAUCGUCAUGCAUGCCCGAAAACCCGUCGGGACUCCACGCGGAUGAAGAAUGUUGCCCGAGGAAGAGAAGAAUCCAGCCGACGAGCAAGGCAACUCUCUCGCAACGAUAUCGGCAAUCGAAAAGCGGAUUGAUCGAGCAAACGAACACACAGCGUACUUUAUUUUUUUCUUCGCGAACGUCGCUCGAUUCCACGAUCUUGAUCGAUGGACGUGUCUCUCGUGGCAGAAACUCGACUUCUCCUCUUCCAAUUUGACUCUGACAUCAUCGAGAUUUAAACGUUCGAACGUUGCACCGUCGCGAGCCAUUCGCGCGUCUUUCUAAUAAGCGUCGCGAUAACGAGAUACCAUCGGGAGAGGUGCGCGCGCGCGAUAGCGCGAACUCUGUGAACCCUCGAGUCUGGAGAAUGGCCGAAAAACGGCGUAGAACGAGAAAAAGGAAGGCUCACGGGGCUCCCGACGAACGCGCUUACGCGCCGCUUCACGUGGGAGACCGACGCGACGACGACGACGAAUAUAGAGAGAAUCAUCCGUGAAACAGCAGCAACGGCAGCAGCGGCAGUGGUCCGCAGAGAAGAAAGAGGAUAGAACGAAUCGAGUACGAAGAAGAGCAGAGGAUGGCUGGUACGAGUACGUACGGAACAAGGAGCCUCUUCCGAGAAGGAGUGACGAGGAGAGAAGUGCGUGAUAAAUAUACGAAUCGGUCCGAGUGCAACGGAGAGGACGAUUAACCGGGAGGAAGAGGCGCGAGAACCGCGACAGAAACAACAAAAAGGGGUGCACAAAGAGAGAAUGAGAGAGUGAGAGAGAAAGAGAGAGAGAGAGAGAGAGAGAGAGAAAGGCUCGUCUGUCCUGCUCCAUCCGCGAAGAAACAGAAACGAAGCUGAAAACGGUGGAGCAGAGUGAGCAUCGGAGAAAAAAUCGCACGAUAAACACGGCACACCGGAGAGAGAGUCGAUAAUCGCAGAGAGGGACGAGACAAGAUCCACCGGGAGAAAGACUCUCUAGCGAUGAGACGGGGAGAGAAGGGAGAAGAGAAGGAGAAGAACGGGGCCCAUGAAGGAGAGACGAGGAAAGAGAAUCCGCAGAUGGAGAGGCAACAGAGAGGAGGGUCUCUCUCGCUGGGUCUCCCCGACUCAUAACUGGUUAACUUGGUGGGGGAACGCCCUUGACUCGGACUCUUGGUUGGCGGGGGAGUGGGACCAUGGUGCGGCCUUGAGUCGGCCCGUCUCGUUCUUCGACAGCGUUUCUCAAUCUCGCAGUCUCGUCGGGGGUCUGGCGACUCCGUGACGUUGCGCUCAGGCGGCCGAGAAAACUUGUAAUCAACGCGUGAGAGAGAAAGAGAGUGGAAUACUCUAUGGAUCGGAGUUGGAGGGAAAAAGAGAAAGAGACCCCUUGGCACACCGUCGUCGUCUGCUGGUAGGGCGCGGGUCAGGUGGCCGACAUUGUUUUCGUGACAUUCCUAUGCUAUUCGUGUUUUCGCGGUCACGUCGCUUCCCUCUCUCUCUUCCUCUCGUCUGGCUCGUCUCCGUCUUCUGGUAGACGACCACGACGAGAAAUGCAGAUCGAUCAUGCACACCAAGAUCUCUCUGUUUUCCAGCGACUCCGUGACUCACCGGGGACGAUCUAACCCUGCGACUCGCGCGGACAACUUAUACAAAUAUACGUGUACACGGAUCAACGUACACCGUCGCUAAUGUAUACCAUAACACCGAAAAAUUCAACGUUUCUAGGUAAUAGCCGAGUAUAGUAGAAAAUUGGAACAAUUUACGAACAACCGAAUCGUUUGAACGUUGACAAAUAAAAAAGAAAACGAAUGUGAAUAAAGUUUAGGACGAAGCAUGGGAGAGAAGUUGUCCGGCACACGGAAAGCUAAUCAUCCGCAGAUCGCCAGUCACGCGGGCCUCUCGAAACGAGUCGACGGGCUUAAAGAAGGGUUCAAGGUUCGUGAACUUGCCACGACGAUCGUCGCGACGGCUCUUACGAGCGGCCGGCCCUCAGGAGAGUAACGAGAAACCUCGCGGUGUGCACGUAUACUCGCUUCUGCCGGUCCGUGUGGUCACGUGAGUAAAAUUCCUUUUCGACGCAACGAAGAAGUCCAGGCUCGAAGGAUGUUCGUACGAGAACCGCGGAGAAAAAACAUUCCGAUGCGCUGAUUGCAUCUACCGCCACGCUGAACCGGUGCAUCAACGGGCAGAGGUGUUAAUCGGGUUACGAGUCUCCUUGAGAGCCCAACCAGAGAGGAACUGCGUCACGUUCGGUUCAGACCAGACCGAGCCACCUAAUAUCCCGGAUGGAUAUUUUAUCGGAAUUUAUGGAAACGUAAAUGUCGAAAAAUUACUUCGUAAGAAGGAAAGCCAUGAUUUCCAUUAUCGUCGAUUAAUCUGGACCAAUGAAGCAAUUACGAUAAUCAUAGCCUUAGGAAAGAAAUCUCUUUAUUUUUUCUUCGUGCUCGUCAUCUUCCUUUCGUUUUUUCUUUCGCCGAAAGGGGAUGCAUUCAAUUAUAAUGAACAGCAACUGGGUCGAACGCGAUCAUGCUCGAGGAGAAACGGUUUUUCGCUUUCGCGGUCCCGAUUGCAAUCCCUGUCAUUUCGCGUGAUUAUCGCUGGAAAUGCAAGGGUACUUGCCAGCCCGGUAGAGACAGAUACGAUCGUGCAUCAAGCCGCGAAACGUGCUCGCGAGCAUGCCGGUUCUACGUUGAUCGAAGACUGCACAGCCGGUUAUUAUCGCGCUUGUGGAUGCUGGCCCGUAUUCGUUUGCUUUUUCGAUGCAGCGUACCGCGCGCCGAUCGUCUUAAACGCGUCUUCUAGCAUACACGGGCCGGGCUAAUGUCCCGUGGUCUCGAAGUAGUCGUUCAUCGUCGUAGGCUGCCGAGGAUGUAGCCAAAGCGUACGGCCGAGCCACUUAAUUACAGUCAUCAGCUGGUAGCACGGGCUAAAAAAAUAACAGACAGUUCGCGUUUAACGAGAGCGCGGGGCAUCGUUCGUUCGAUUCUUCCAUUGACGAUCCUCUUAUGCCUCUUGUUCGAUCUAUCUCGAUAAGGGUGGAAGGAGGGCCGAAUGGAGAUAAAGGAUCCGUGAAAAAAAGGGGGCGAAGAUCUCGAAGGCCCCCGGAAGGUGAAAUUAAGGAAGUUGAGAACAAAACGCGCUUCGUCUGCCAGAAGCGUCUGCAAGGCUAAAGGAGCGGGAGAAUGUACGAUGGAAAAAAGGAGAGGCAACGGGAGAGCGGACCGGGAACGCGAAAGGAGACGCAGAUUCGACGAAGAACGUACGAGCAGACGCGAAAGGAGAAACGAAGACGGAAUCGCGGGUUUGGAAUAGAGAGAGAGAGAAAAACACGUGUACGCGUAGGAAGGGGAACGCAGAAGGAGAAUGAGAGGGUGAAGUACUGCCGAGACGAUCUUCAGUUACGAGAUAGAGAGAGAGAGAGAGAGAGAGCAAGAAGAGGAGAAUGAACAACUUGGUCCAUACCGGCGUGCGCAUAUAUACGACGCAGCGAACACCCUUUAUACUUUAUUUUGCCUCCACGCGAAAUACCGGCUGACAGUUACUCUCUCGAACGAAAUAAAAGGUGGCCAUCCUUCUCUCUUUCUCUUCGUUCGGAAGAGAGGAGCAACUCACAGAGGAACUUCCACUUGGCCUACUACUCCACUCCACUCGCUUACUCGCCACGGACGAGCUACCGGGGCUUUUCUUUUUACGCGAGCCACUUCCUGCUCGAACUUUGUUUUUCUUUCUUGUCCCUCGCCCCCGUCCGCCUCGUUCUUCCUUUCUUCCUUUCUUUCUUCCUUUCUUUUCCUUUCUUGUUGUUGCUCGACCAGACCCCGACCAUGGGAUUAUGCAACGCAUAACGGAGAAAUCUAAACAAGCAAACGACCACGAAAUCCACGCGUAUCACCCUCUUGCACCGUAUAUUCGCCAAUCCCUUUUUUCGUUAGCCAACCUCCGUCCACGUUCGCGUGUUUUUUCCUGCUUCCCCUAUAACUACCUCUCUCUCUACUACUUUGAGAACAGGCUCGUUCAAUUCACGCUGGAUUUAUGUGCGUUUCGAAAGUGGCGCGAUAGAGAUGACGUUCCAAGGAGUUAGCCUUAAUUCGAGGUUCAACCAUGGAUCGGUUUUAUUUGUUUGGAAACGCGACCGUUCCAAUUGCAUAAAUUAACGCGGCUCGAAAUUCAAACGAGUCGGACGGGGUCCCGUCACGGAGACAUCGUUCGCGUCUGUGUAUAACGCGCGCAGGCUUUCUAAGUCUUGCUCAAUUAGAAAGCGCUAUUGGACACAUCCGCGCCCGCGGGAUCCUUUGGAUAUUCAAAUCAGUCUAAUCAUUGUUGACUGCGUUACGCUUUUCCUUCCAGUUAUCCAUUGGAAAACGUUCCAAGAAAUAUCGAAGUUUCACGUUUCCUCGUUUUUACGAUUGCAAAUAUUGGAAUUUGCGAAAUUGUCGAUUUCUUGAACUCGCGAGCUUUCAAAUUUUCAGAUAUCCAGAUUUUUUGCAACUUUGUUAUCAUAGUGGAAAUGUGGAUCGUUGAACGCGGUUAAUGAACUUCCAUGAAUAAUUCCAUUAUGACCGAGUCACCCCUCGCGACUGUAAGGGCAGUGUUCGCGUAACACGUGUACAAAGGGUGGAAACGUAGACAGAGAGGACGGUUCUUGCGCUCGAACUUGUUACUGGCUCGAGUUUUCGCAUAAUAUUCUCGGUUUUGCCGGUCGUUGGAUUAAACCUAUCGAGGUUUAUAUCAGCCAUUUCGAGGCGCGACAAACAACCUGCGCAGCAACAGGUUAAUCGCGCUCGAAAACGGACCGCAAAUGUUAAACGGCCGAAUGAUUUGUUACUUCCGGUGCCUCUUCCAAUGUUUCAUAAAACCACCGUAUUAUCCUUCGCGUGCGUGGAAAAUCUUUCUUCGGGAAAUCCGUUGAAAAAUUGCAAUAGCGACAAUUUCUACCUUUUGUUUUGCUUAUCCUCCGUGUUUCCUGCCAUUCUCGAAGCGUAUAAUAAUCGAAACGAAGCUUUCAUAAAAAUUAAAAUACAAAAUUAUUCGACAAUGUCUGUCGGUUUUCUCCGUCUGUCUUCAAUUUUCGACACGGACAACUCGAAGAUUUCACGACCGACUUUAAACUAGUUAUUCCAUCUGAACGAUCAGUAAAUCGGUCGUGAUCUCAACGGACUAGGUCUGUCCUUGGUGGAUCGUUAGCCGAGCUCAUACGACGUACGAGUCAAUCAGGUCCAUGGUGAUCGAUACGCUUUGUUUUCGCAGGGCCACAGUACCCGGCCACGUUCGUUCCCUCCCAGUCUGUCAAACUGUUUAUGUACGAGAGCCGUUUUUUACCUUGCACGCCGGCUACCUGCCAAUGAAACGCCUGCCGACCUUCGAAUCGGAGUCUGACCGUUUUUGUGCUCCGCGCCGGUAGCUCCGUGCCGCAGGACCUCAAACUACGCUCGAAAUGCGCGUAUCUAAAUGGAGGUAACGUGGAAUGAACACGUAUAGAGAGGGAGGGAAAACAAGCCUGCGGCCAUGCUACAAUUGUACCGGCCGCUUAAAAAAUGGAGUUCGGGACUAUCGGCUAUGGAAAUGGAAAAUAAAUGGCGCUGACAUGCGAAUAAAUAUGCGCGUAAUAACACGCAAAUGAAUAUAAUUUUCUGGAAUGACGCGGAUAGUGGAAGAUUGUAAUACACUGGAUUCUGAAUAAUAUGUUGGUAGGAAGGCUGAUUAAAGAUGAAAAUUUGGAUUAUCGAUGAUUAUAUUGUUAAUUAUAGUUCUGUGUUCGAUGAACGAGUGAUCGCUGCGAGACGCUUCAUUUUGGUUCCAGAUCAUUAAGCGUUAAGAUGCAACGAGUUCUGGACGAUAUUUUAGUGAAAUGAAAAUGACUGAGGAAAUUUGUAGUAUUAAUUAUAAUUCUAAGAAGUUGGGGUGAUGUUAAUCGUAAAUUACCACUAAUUAAAUGAAAUUAAACGCUAAGUUCGAUGACCAAGCGAUCAGUGUAACACACUUCACUUUUAUUCAAAAUUAUUGUGAAUUAUAUAGGAUGAAUCGUGUUCUAGGUGGUAAUUUUAAUAACGAAGAUGGUCGAAGGUGGAAAUUUCGUGAUAUUAAUUAUAUAAUUAUAAAUUGCGGUGAUAUUGUAUGUAUAAUUCUAAAUUUAAUGUACGCUAUGAACACUAUGAGACUUCAUUUCGGACAGUGAUAUUAGUUGUAACUCUAAGUUCGAUGACGGAAUGACGACUACGAGACACUUCAUUUUCAUUCGUUCUUUUCGAAAGAGGAAGGCAAUACGAACAUUGGUGAAAUACGAAGACGACUACAAAUUAGUGAAAUCGAACAAUAUCGUAAUGCGUCGCGUGUGAUCGGUUAAAAUCGCGACGCGAAUAUUCGUGAGUCUGAUAAAGGGUACGAUAAUUGCUUGAAAGCAAGUAGUUAAUGGAAAAGGAAAAAACACAAAAUGCUCGCAAAGGGUGGAACGCGGACACGUAUUAUAACGGUGGAUAGAAUUUUAAUGAAAGCAAAGCCCGUUUUAUACCGAUAUGUUUUUUAUAAGGAUUUUAUACGAGAAGAAAGGCUCGCGUAGACAGGACCGCGACGUUUGCUCGUUUCCGUUGAUUCUUCGUUGACAGAAAAAGAAAAAUAAAAAGAGAAGGAGAGGAUUUCUCGUAUAAAACGGGCUCGUGAACGCUAAUGAAUGACGAUUGUUAAUUCUCUUAGCCGUAAAUUGUUUUCUCGUCCGUAGGCUAGACACGAAGUGGCGAAUUUUUUAAGAAAAAAGCAAAAGAAAACUCUACCGACCCUCGACCGAUAGCAUCGAAUCGCACGAUGAUCCCACAACUGAUUGUCUGCCUGCAACUCUGUCUCGUCUGUUGAAAGGAAAAAGAAAGAAAGCUAUCGGAUCGCCGAUAAAUGAUACGACGAAUUUAUCGUUUAUCGGCAAUCGUUCGCAUAGACCUUGCAGCAUACAGUUACAAGUUAACCCGUGCAUUAAAGCAUCACACAGGAUAGUUAGGUUAAAGUCUUAGAGCAUUCAUUAACCAUUGAAUCGAUCUCGUUGUACCGGCCGAGGGUUGCAUUCGUCUUGUCUUAAAUCCGUUUCGAAAGUUGUUCUGUUGACCAUAUAUAGGAUAGGAGAAUAUUGUGAUUGGUACGAAUCGCAGGAAAAGCGUCAAUAAAUCAUUGGUCGAUUAAUACGUAGCAUGUACGUGCGUGCGGUGGCAUGAGAUCUUACGGCGGGAAAGGGGAAGGACCGUAAGAUCGUUUGAAAAAUCCGCGGCCAAGAACGCGGCAAUUAGCGAAUUGUAGCAGACAAAAGGAACCAGGUCCAAUUUUUAUAAGGCGAGAAAAUAAAUGACGUGGAUGUUACAAUGACGAUGCAACAGCGAUACACGGAAAAAAAGAGGAUGUAAAAUGGAACGAAGAGCAAGGAGAAAAAGAAAAAGAGGGAGAAACAAAGACAGUAAAUCAAAUAUACGUAUUACUAUAUAAGGGUCGUCGUAGCGAAACACAAUUGAAACGCGAACGGAAAUAAAGAAAGAGAUAGGAUGAUCGUGGUGAACGCUUUUUUGUUCAGGUUUUGUUACACACAGCGAUUGCUAGCGUUGUACAUAGGAUAAUAUCGCGCAGGUGCUCCGAACUUUGCAAGCAUCUUCCACGCUCUACCGAAGAAUACGUAAUUCAGUGUGACUUAUGUGAACAAGUGAGAAAGGUAGUAUGAAAGAAGGAAAGAAUGGCAGAUGUAAUAUCUACAAUUUUAAUGACUGUUUUCAAACUCGUUCCGACAACGUAUCGAUAAGACAAACGCGAGAAAGUGACAAUCCCGAGAGAGAAGAGAAGAUUUUCGAGCGAGACGGAAACGGUUUCGUUGCACACACACGCUUCCAUUUUUCAUUAGAAUGAACCGUUGCUGCGGCUAAACGCCGCGUAACUAAUUACCACACCUGAUUUCAAAGAUUCUCAGCAUAUUUUUGAUACGUUGAAUUAUAUCGAUACAGUGUAUACAGAUAUACCGAGUGACCAACUUAAUCGGCCAGGCCACCGUUGGCACGUCCGAACGCUCACAUAAAAUAAUCAUUUUUACGCAGAUCAUUCGAUAUUAUUCUUAAAUGACCAACAAUAGUAAAAGGCUUCGCCUGAGAACAGCAACGUUCGAUUUUCUGCAGGUUGAUUGGGAACAUGCUGCUCGAAAUUUCAAGUUAAUUCAUUCCGAGGCUCAAAAUCGAAGAGAUCGAUUAACGUUAAUACAUGAACCUGAGAGAUACCACAUAGCCAUAUUUAAUUAUACAUUGAACAGAUAAUCAGAGUUAACAGAUAUAAUCUAUAUAGAUUUAAAUGACCGACGAUUACUUUAUUAAGAUCUUUCUCUCUCGCGUUUGAGCUGCGCGAUGAAUUUAAAAAUUUCGUUAUAUCGUUUUUCGAGUCAGUCUGUACCGAAAAACGAUUAAAACUCUGUACGAUAAACCGAGAGCUGUUUCUGUGCUGGCCUGAAAUCUAUCUUGAACGAGGAUUGUUCGACUUUUCCACGCGGCAAACAAUGUUCAUCAUCUUUUUUCGAUAAUUAAGACGGUUUCCCUCGUGAGAUUGCACGCGUUACGACACGUGUCAUUUAAUCAAAAUGUUAUUGUAAUUCUAGUAAGGUAAGGCAAAACAAACAAAAGAAAAAAAAUGAAGAAAAAGAAACGAGCGGGCGAGCGCGCGUUUUAAAUAAAAAGAACAAAAAAAGAAAAGAGAAGAGGAAAGAAGAAGAAACACAUCGACUGAUUAUCGUUAAGGGUGGAUCGCUAGAACGAAGAUUAGCGGCGAUUUUUAUUAUCUAAAACUUAGUGAUAGAAAUUUUGCUAUUUAUUACGAUGUACUAGGAUACGCUCGUUUACGUAUCGAACACGAAUAAGACACACGAGACAUGCUAAUUUUCGUUUGGCCGUCCAUUCCGCCAGACUUUUAAACGCACGACGACUUUUUUCACUUUCUUUCCUCGUUGUUUCUUGAGCUUUUCAUCGAUUCUUGGAUCUCGAGUCUGUGGGUCGCGGCUGAGUCUUCACGGUUUCAAUACGAUUUAAUCGGGUUUAGAGUGCACGGAAAAAAAUAUUUCUAUAAAUAUAAUACGCGCUGUACAGCAAUAAAGUAUUGGGAUACAUCGAUCGAGAUACGAAAGAGAUAAAGAGGAGAAGAAAAUUUACGAAAUUUAUAGCGUAUCCAUUUCUCUAGUAGGAAAGGCGAAUUAAAAGAGAUAUAUUACGUAUACAAUGUACAGGGUGUUUCAAGGUAUAUGCUGUUAUAUUAAGGAAACUAUUAUCGGCUAUGCUAUAAUCUUAGAUUUUACGCAGAUUUAUUAAAUUUCUUCUCUUUUUUCUAGUCCUAUAUUAAUACAGAAACAAGAAAAGAAAAAUUCCUCUCUAGUUCUUCAAAUUUCACAUAGUUGAUCAAACAAUAAUUUACAAGACAUUUGCCUCGAGAUACCCGGUAAGAAUAUCGAGAAUAAUACGAUUUCGAGACCAAGUCUAUCGAGAAGAAAAUUAAUAUUUGGUAAAGAAUAAAGAAAACUUUAUUUAUGCGUCGAUGUUAAUCACGAUACUAUAUUGCUCGGAUCUCUCCUGGUAUACGCAACAACACACAAAAAAAGAAGCACUUUAAAGAAAUAAAAAAAAAAAAAAUGGGAAUCACUAGUGUAUAUAUACAGGACCACAGGUUCGUUAAUUUUACAAUACGAGAAACACGAACGUUCUUCGGAUUAGAAAAUAAAAGGACAAAACGAAAUAACAAAGAUACAAAAAAAAAAGAAAAACGAUGAGAAAAAAAAGAGAAGAAUAGUGAAUAUAGUUGAUGAAUGCGUGUCUUGUUGCGCGCCUGACGGACCGUGACCGGUCCACGUUGUUCGCGAGUCCGUACGCCAUGUUUUAGGCGCACAAUCAAGGAAGUGUAUAGUGUUUAAACUCGCAGCAAAGAGCAGAACAAACUCUCCCCCUCAAAGCCCUUGUUACGAGCCAGCAGUUGAACAAUGAUGUCUGAUUUUUAUCGCCAGAGAGCAGUAAUAGCACAAGUGAAACCGUUUCUAAGUACAUUUGUUAUACACGCAUAUUGUUAUCAUUGCCACGUAAAAGCAAUUAUUAACUCCAUAGCCUGGGCCAUUGUUAGGUGAACGAGAGAGCUAGAGACUGUUUCUUGAAGCUGGUUUGCACCAACUCACCGUUCCCUUCGUUUGCUCUUUUGUAUGUAGCUGUUAAUCCGUUUUGAUAUUUUCUUCCGAUAUCAUUGCGCUUUAACUGACCGACUAAUUCCGUAUGAUACACACAUACAAUGCUAUCUUAAUUGAACCUUGUUUCGCUCGUUUUUCUUUCCGUCGCAUGUAUAUAAUUUUCUCAAACGAUGCUUUACGAAGUGUAUUUAACAGGGAGAUGAGCCACAGAUAACCUCUAAACUGAAGAUUUGAAAAAUUGGUAGGAAUAUCGAUAACACUACUUAUUGCCAAUUGCAAUGUGCAAUAAAUAAUGUCAUCGUUAGAGAAUAGAGCAUAAAAUUUCGGUUUAAAGGUUGAAUGAGAAACGGAGUAUAUGUUCCUUUUUCUUUUCUUCGUUAUUUUCUAAAUGCUCUUAUUUUUUCCCCGAAUUUCCAACUAUAAAAUUUGUUUCUAACUAUUUACAUUUAUUUUGAUAAUUUUACAUUGGUGUAAACCUGCAUCAAAGAAAAUACGAGAAAGAGAUUAUCGUAAUAACUGCCGAUUACUCGGUAACAAUGGCAACGCCCAUACAUACGAAGUCUGUAAUCGAAAUGCUUUAUAUUUUUACACCGAACAAAGCAGUAUAUAACGUACAAUAAACAAUAAAACAUGUCCUUCCAUACGCAACCUCAAGAUGACAAAUGUUAAAUUUUUAUUUUUACAACAGCCCACUAUCACUUCCGAUAUCUGAGCAUAUUCAUAGUUGAGACUAUUUAAGUAGGAUUAAUUGAGACAAAGUCGGAUAGGAAUUCAUUUUAAUCGACUCACGAGAUUUACGAUUUCUACUCGACUCGAUCGUCUAUUGUAAUAUAUGCAAUUAUAAACAAUACGACAGUCUACGCUAGUGAUAUUAUUGUAUAAUGUCGACGUUUCACACCUAUACACAUAUACACACGCGUGUACACCUGCGUGUGUGCAUGCAUAACACAUACACAAAGACAUUUAUGUGAUCUUACCGUGUGCUACAUUUCGAUAAAGAUUUUGCAACUGUUCGUUUAUUUGCUCGUAAAAAGAAAGAAUAUCGUCUAACGUGUUUUUGUUUCAAAUAAAACUGCGAAGACGUCUAAAUGAAACGGUCUCAAAACGGUCUGUCCAGAUACUACUGUCUUAUGCUCCAUCUGUUGCACGAAACUUUAGUUCUAACAUACGCAGCUCUCGUAUAUAAUUCAUAUAUAAUUUUCAAUGAAAAUCAAAAAACGAAGAACCGAUCGGUACCAAAAAAUAAAUCUCAUACAUUAAGUCAUUAACUUCGUAAAAAAAAAAGGGAUGUACAUAUGUAUUUAAGAUAGCUAUAUAUUAUUAUAUAUACAGACAUACAUACAUAACACAUCAGACAUCUCACACACGUAUACACACAUGUAAUAUGUGAAGGUUUUCAAUGUGCUGUUAAUUGCAAAUCAAUCUAAUUGUUGAAUACUUUUCUUGUUACUCACCCUUCGAUGAUCGUAGUCGAAGUAAACCGAUUCCCGAAAUCUGGUUGGCAAUGUGAUUAUUCAAGAGCGUAGCUUUUUUCAUUUGUUUACUCGCUUACGAAUCUUACACCUAUGAAGGAAACUUUCAUAAAAUACACUUUCUCCGUGUACUUGAUGUUUCUUAAUGUCUUAUUUAUACACACUUGAUACUUUAACCACAAUCUAUUUCAUUAUAACGAAAAGACCAUAUUUAAACCGAUAAAAUAGAUUUUCGUAUGCAGUUCGACUCUGAUGCGUCACCGAAAAAUCGUACGUUGCCAACUGAACGUUUAAAAAUGUAUUAUUUUGAAGUCGUGUUAUGCCAAACUGAUCAACCAUUUGAACGUCAAAAAUAAACAGCACGUGUGACAACCUUCGAUGUAAUACCGCCGAUAUCCAAUUAGAAAAGCGCCAAAUUCGAACGGUUCUUUAUUUACUUCGUGUUCUUUUUUUCUCUUUGGAACUGUUGUAAUGCUUAUUUAAUUGGCAAUCGGCGUCGAUUACUUAAUUCCAUGAUCUCCUACAGGGAUUAUCGAUUACAAAGUGGAAUUAACGAAAAAUUUCGUUUAUAAUAUCGAAUAAGAUUUGAAAAUACAAUAUAUUUCCCGAGAUGCAUUCGGAAUGAUCGUUCGAAGAAUGUCGAUUUUUCUUAAAUUACGAACGUACGUAAUACCUCAGAGUCAUUACGAUAUCAAUACGUAAAAAUAACGAAACAUUUGUGAUUCGUGAUGUAUCGUAGAUUAUUACCGGGAUAUUGGUAAUUUCGUACGACAAAUAAUAAAAUAUAUACGAACCCAAGUAUUUAUGUACGUCGACGAAAAUUUUCGAAUUACGGCAACCAUGAUGGAUUCUAUGCACUUCCCUCUCACUGUAAAAAAUACCAUUCGAGAUAUCGAUCAGAUGUUUCGAAUUUUCCCGCAAGUUUCAUUCGAGAGUUGUUACUAAUGUCAAUCUUCAAUUUCUAUAUUCUUCUUAGAGUAAGAACUUUUGUAUUAUGAGUUAAAAGUACUAUUUCUAAGAUUAAUUACGAAGACCAUUGAGAAAACGUUAAAAAAUAAUUUAUGUUUUUAAAAAUAUCUCGAGUAUGCCGUAAGGACAACCGUACUGACCUGUACGUGAAAGUAUACGUAUCCGACAAGGGAACUUUAAUCUUUCGAUAUCGCGUAAAUACGAAGGAAUCUUCCUCGGGGGCGCAAGCGUUUCGCAUCGUUUUCAAAUUCAGCGUAUUUUGAAUCUGAUAGGAGGAUGGGAAAAUGGCGCGAGAAUACAAAUUGUAAAAUUUCGAAUUUGUAACUUUUCAUGAUUUUGAACAAGAAGAACAAAAAUGUGUAACAAAAAUAUGGGAUGAAAUUCCGUUUUUGAAAUUUAUUUGAGGAAAGUUCCUUCGUAAUAUUUCACGCGUAUAAAUAAACAUUUUUAAUAUUUCACAUUUUAUCACAAUCUUCAUCGAAGUCGUUCAAAUGCGAAGACAGUCUUGUUCGUCUCGAAGAUAACGUUAAACUUAUUUUACACGCAUCGAAUGUUAGGACUGUGUUCGUAUUACGAUAGUUGUUAGCGAAUGAACGUUUCUCGGUCCCUAGAAAAGAAAAUAACCAUAAAAAAAAAAGAGAUCGAAUUUUUCGUGAAGAGAGAGUACACAUAUACACGCUUACUGGGAAACAUGUAUAUGUACUUAAAAACGUCUUUGUGCAAAAUUGAUGAAUGUUUUACGUGUACUAAAAUGUUCCCUUUUAAUCCUAUUAAGACUUACAAAAUAUAAGUAUUAUACUUUACUUGUAUAUAUACAUAUGUGAUAAAAAAUAUAUAUAUAUAUACACCUGG